Molecule: messenger RNA, 1593 nt
Organism: Penicillium samsonianum
Lineage: Eukaryota; Fungi; Ascomycota; Eurotiomycetes; Eurotiales; Aspergillaceae
Exons: 5
Coding region: 1-1593 (530 amino acids)
Biological process (GO): transmembrane transport
Cellular component (GO): membrane
Molecular function (GO): transmembrane transporter activity
Source: RefSeq, a predicted model, not a curated record
AUGGCUGCCCAAGCGAAUGAUGAAAUCUCAACAGUUCAGGAGCAGCGCCAUGAACAAGCUACACGUUCAAAGGCAGUUGAGUUUUUGACUAGCCAUGCGACUGAGACUCCGUUCACCUACGAAGAGGAGAAAGCCGUUCUCCGUCGUAUCGACAAGCGAAUCCUCGUCCUUCUUCUGUGGGCGUAUUUCUUCCAACAGCUUGAUAAAAGUUCCAUAAGUUAUGUCUCCAUUUUCGGUCUGCAAGAAGAUGCUCAUCUAGUCGGCCUACAAUAUUCCUGGCUUGGGUCUAUUCUCUACCUUGCACAAUUGAUAAUGCAACCUCUUGUGGCGCUAAUUUUGGUGAAACUCCCCACCGGAAAAGUCCUCGCCAGUGCCAUUUUCCUCUGGGGAUCAGCACUUACCAUUAUGGCCGCUUGCACUGAUUUCCCCUCGCUUCUCGGAAUGCGCUUCGUCCUUGGCUCAUUCGAGUCCUGCAUUGCACCCUGUUGUGUUGCUAUCACACAGAUGUGGUGGCGUCGUGGUGAACAGACUUUGCGUGUCAGCUACUGGAAUGCAAUGAAUGGCCUGACCUCCAUCAUUGGUAGUCUUCUCACCUACGGUCUUGGACACAUCCACAGCAAGAAUUUAUAUCGGUAUCAGACGAUCUUCAUGUUCUGUGGUCUUUUGACAGUAGCUUACUCUCUUCUCGUUUUCUGGUUAAUGCCUGAUUCCCCGAUGGAAGCCAAGUGUUUCAGUGAGCGGGAGAGACUCAUUGCCACAGAGAGACUACGUGCCAACCAGAUGGGUAUCUCCAACCAGGAAUGGCGAUGGGAUCAUGCUCGAGAGGUUCUCUUUGACCUCAAGACUUGGUGCUGGUUCUUCUCGAUUAUAACUAUCUCUAUUGCAAGCGGAGGCAUCUCGAGCUUCGGUUCUCUGAUUGUAAAGUCAUUCGGAUUUGACAGCUUCCAAACAAUCUUAUUCAAUAUUCCCUUCGGAGUCAUUCAGAUUCUGGCUAUCUUAAUCACUGGAUGGCUAGCCACAUGGACCCAACGUAAGGGUCUCGUUAUAGCCGGAGCCAGCGUACUGCCGAGCGCCGGAGCCAUCAUGAUGCUUACUGUCCCGCGACACAACAAGGGAGCCCUACUCUUCGGCUACUACUUGGUCUCUACAAUGGCAUCUAUCACCCCACUGAUAUAUGCCUGGCAAGCACAAAAUACCGCAGGUGACACCAAAAAGAAGUGUACCUCUGGUAUGGUAUUUAUCGGCAUGUGUGCUGGCAAUGUUAUUGGACCGCUUCUUUACUCUACCGAGGAGGCACCAUUAUACCGAACGGGUCUUAUAGCCAACCUUGCCAUGUUUGUCACUGUUGGUACCAUCGCUGGUCUCACUCCUUUCUAUCUCAUGUACCUGAAUAAGAAGCACGAGAAGCGACGCGUGGAACUCGGGAAAGUCGGCCCCGUGGCUGAUAUGUCUAUGCUGGACAAGGACCAGCGGAAAGAGACCAAGACAGUUGAGCUGGAGGAUAUUCGGGAUCAAAAGGUCUCGGUGGAAGAAGACAACGGUUUGCAGGACAUGACCGACCUGAAGAACGAAGACUUCGUCUAUGUUUAUUAG